AAUAUUUUACCCUCUCAAAAUAUAAACUUUUUCAUUGUCUUCAUGGCAUUGGAGCAUCCACCAGAAAAUGUUAAAUAUGAUGAGGAAUUUAUUACAAAUUCUCAAGGAUCAAAGCUUUUCACAUGUAAAUGGAUCCCAAUAAAAGAUGAACCCAAAGCUUUGAUCUUCAUUUUCCAUGGUUAUGCCAUGGAAUGUAGCAUCACCAUGAGCAGUACUGCAAUUAGGCUUGUUAAAGAAGGAUAUGCAGUAUAUGGCAUGGAUUAUCAAGGCCAUGGAAAAUCAUCUGGAUUGGAUGGCUAUGUUGAGAACUUUGAUGAUAUUGUCAAUGAUUGCAAUGACCAUUUUUCCAAAAUUUGUGAGAAGGAAGAGAAUAAAAGGAAGAAGAGGUAUUUGCUAGGAGAGUCCAUGGGAGGAGCCGUCAUUCUUCUUCUACAUAGAAAGAAGCCCGAGUAUUGGGACGGUGCUGUUUUGGUAGCCCCAAUGUGUAAGAUUGCAGAUGAUAUGAAGCCACCAGCAGCAGUUACAACGCUACUUCAAGGGUUGAGCUGGGUAAUCCCAACUUGGAAAUCAUUCAAUAUAACCAAAGACAUUAUUGAAAUUGGCUUCAAAGAACCUCGUGUUAGAGAAGAGAUUAGGAAGAACGAAUACUGCUACAAAGGACCACCACGAAUGAGAACAGCCUGUGAGCUUUUGAGGGUUAGCUAUGAUAUUGAGCAAAGGUUAAAUGAGGUUACACUUCCAUUUAUAGUUCUCCAUGGAGAAGAUGAUAAAGUGACAGACCAACAAGUUAGCAUAGAACUAUUCAAGGUAGCUUCAAGCACAGACAAGACCAUCAAGCUCUACCCCGGAAUGUGGCAUGCUUUGCUCUGCGGCGAGCCCUUGGAAAACACCGAAAUCGUGUUUGCCGACAUUAUCAGAUGGUUAGAAGAACGAACUAAACUCGGAAAUCCGAGGGCAGAGACGUUAAACAAGGUUCAAGCUGAUAAUUUGCCAUUGAACAGGAACAACAAACUCUAGUAGAAACUAUUGAAAACUCGAAACUCCAAAAACCGAAAAUCUGACUUAGUAGUUAGUACACAAUUGUUUACUCGAAAGUGCAAUGUUCAAAUCAUUCAUCAUUUUUUUCUUAAACAUAUAAUUUCAUGGUCUUAGUUCUUGUGUUUACCUAUUUGCAAAGAAAUCCAAUCCACAAGGCAAAAAAUCGAAACACAGUCACACAUUUCGAUAGAAUUUGUUAGAAAAUAUAAACCCCAAUCGAACAAAACAUACGAUUCUCUAAAACCUGAUAAAAUCUUAGCAAUAACUGAACAAAGUUCUACAAUGGUAUGAUUUAGGGUU
This is a messenger RNA of Gossypium arboreum, 1338 nucleotides long. Its product is annotated as caffeoylshikimate esterase-like. NCBI's taxonomy places the organism in Eukaryota, Viridiplantae, Streptophyta, Magnoliopsida, Malvales, Malvaceae. Gene Ontology annotation, cellular component: membrane. The transcript has 8 exons. The coding region runs from base 43 to 1017 and encodes 324 amino acids. The record is from RefSeq and is a predicted model, not a curated record. Gene Ontology annotation, molecular function: lipase activity.